Messenger RNA from Cetraspora pellucida, 646 nucleotides. The record is from the annotation of a GenBank genome assembly. Lineage: Eukaryota; Fungi; Glomeromycota; Glomeromycetes; Diversisporales; Gigasporaceae.
AAAGUUAACAGAAGCUGAUGUUGGUUCUGAGCAAAUUUAUAUAUAUGCCAAAUUAUUAGAAGUUACUCAAACUUCUAAUGAAAUUCAAAAAAGACAACUUAAACAGCAAUUACCCAAUUUACCUAAAACCUUUAAACACUUUUCCUUAGAAGAAGGACUUAGAAGAAUUCAAAAUAUCAAUACUACUAAAAUCUCUACUAUACAAGAUCUUGCAGAUGUAAUUAUGAUGUUGAGUAUGAGACCUGCUGAAGUUGCCACUCUUUCUAAAAAAUUAAGAAAAAUUGGAGAUAAACAUGCUUCUACAGUUCAUGAUCAUUAUAAUUCUGGAAUAUAUUAUGUCAAGGGUAAUACUUCUAAUUUUGACCUUAACUUAGAUUCAGAACCUGAAUCUGAAGUCUUAGUUCCUACAUCCAAGGCAAUUAAUGAGAAUACUUCUAAAAUUGAAAAUAUCUAUAACUUAUAUAGAACAAAUUCUUUAGUUAUAGUUGACCAGUUAGUGUCUGAAUCAAUAAUAUGUUUAGUUGUUUCUAAUGGAACUUCUGCUCUUGCAGAAAUGUUAGAUGAUAACUUUGGAUUUGAUUCUCAAAUGGCUGUAUCACCAUUAUUAGGUCAGAAAAAUCUUCCAUUUUAUGAAAAUAGAACAUAA